AAAAAAGAAUGUCGUUUUCGUAAUUAGAAGACUUGCAUCAAACCAAACGUAUUUUGCUUCCUUCCUUCUUUCCUUCUUCUUCCUUCCCUAAACAUUCCCAUUCCUCCUCUGUAUGGGUCUCACCACUUCCUAACUCUUCUCUCUCUCUCUUAUAUCUUCUGUCUGGUUUAAGCUAUAUGAUGAAGAAGCAAUCUCAAUUCAGAUCCAAUCAUACCCUUCUCCUCUUUCUCUGAUCAUCUUCAACAACAGUAACAACGAAUUUGGCUUCUUUAAUUUCAGUUUUUUUGGGCAGAGAGAGAGAGAGAGAGAGAAAUGGCGAUGUUGGUUGAGCCACCAAAUGGGAUUAAACAGAAAGGGAAACAUUACUACUCUAUGUGGCAAACGUUGUUCGAAAUCGAUACUAAGUAUGUUCCUAUCAAACCCAUUGGUAGAGGAGCUUAUGGUGUGGUUUGUUCUUCCAUCAACCGAGAGACUAACGAGAGAGUUGCUAUUAAAAAGAUUCACAAUGUCUUUGAGAAUCGUGUUGAUGCUUUGAGGACGUUGAGGGAACUUAAGCUUCUUAGGCAUGUCAGGCAUGAUAAUGUCAUCGCUCUUAAAGAUGUUAUGUUGCCUGCUGUUAGAUCCAGUUUUAAAGAUGUGUAUUUGGUUUAUGAGCUGAUGGAUACUGAUCUUCAUCAGAUUAUCAAAUCCUCUCAGUCACUCUCUGAUGAUCACUGCAAGUACUUCUUGUUUCAGUUGCUAAGGGGAUUGAAGUAUCUUCACUCUGCAAACAUCCUUCACCGUGACUUGAAGCCAGGGAACCUCUUAGUCAAUGCUAAUUGUGAUCUCAAGAUUUGUGAUUUCGGGUUAGCGAGAACAAGCCAAGGCAAUGAGCAGUUCAUGACAGAGUACGUGGUUACACGUUGGUACCGGGCACCGGAGCUUCUUCUUUGCUGUGAUAACUAUGGAACUUCCAUUGAUGUUUGGUCAGUUGGUUGCAUAUUCGCUGAGAUUCUUGGUAGGAAGCCGAUCUUCCCGGGAACAGAAUGCCUCAACCAGCUUAAGCUAAUCAUCAAUGUUGUUGGUAGCCAGCAAGAAUCUGAUAUUCGGUUUAUAGACAACCCGAAAGCUCGAAGGUUUAUAAAGUCUCUUCCUUUCUCAAGAGGAACACAUCUCUCCAAUCUUUAUCCACAAGCCAAUCCUUUAGCUAUAGAUUUGUUACAGAGGAUGCUUGUGUUUGAUCCAACGAAGAGAAUCUCUGUGACAGAUGCACUCUUACACCCGUACAUGGCGGGGCUGUUUGAUCCUGGAUCCAACCCGCCUGCUAAUGUUCCAAUCGCUCUGGAUAUAGAUGAGAGCAUGGAGGAACCAAUGAUCAGAGAGAUGAUGUGGAAUGAGAUGCUGUAUUACCACCCUGAAGCUGAUAUCUGAAACGCAUAAUCAGUCAUCAUGAUUCAACUUCAUCAAUGAUCAUCAAGAGUAAGCUUUUUACAGUUUUUUUCUUUCUUUCUUUCUACAAUGCAGCUUUGAUGUUAUGUAAUAUAGCGAGUCCACAAACGCGGAAACAAAUGGAUAAAAAUGCCUGGUGCUUUGAUCUCGCCUGGUUUGAUGAUUUAGUUGCAGUGAGUGAGUGAGUAGUAGUAAGUUAGUAACAGAGUUUGAAAUGUUGCUCUCAGUAUCUCUUCCCCACUUUGUAAAUUUGACUGUUUGUUACUAAGUUAGAAGGCUUUGUUCUUCUUACAUUAAUUUUGAGUUGUUGAUGAGUUUACUUCA
This is a messenger RNA of Camelina sativa (false flax), 1752 nucleotides long. Its product is annotated as mitogen-activated protein kinase 7. The record is from RefSeq and is a predicted model, not a curated record. Lineage: Eukaryota; Viridiplantae; Streptophyta; Magnoliopsida; Brassicales; Brassicaceae. Gene Ontology annotation, biological process: protein phosphorylation. Gene Ontology annotation, molecular function: MAP kinase activity; ATP binding.